CCCUCACAAAUAACAGUUUCCUUCUCCUAAAGAAGACGAUGCAAAGCAAAGCCCCGUCCACCUGCAUCGCAGCUCCUCGUGUGGGCAAGGGGAGCGUCUGGAGCUCGUCCACCUCUUUCUUACUUUUUCCUAAGGAGCUAGAUGAGGAAAAUCUAUCCCGUUUCUGUAUCUCUCUUUUUGUUUUUUUUCCAGAAACAGGGAGGGAGACAGAGGCUCGUAUUGAAGCCAACCAGCUGCGCUUCCGAGUGGGAAACUCUGGACUGAUCCCAUGGCUUGCUUUUCGUUUCAUUAAUACUUCAUUAUCUCUGAAAAUGAACCUUUUGUGAAGCUCGUCUCCUAACUCUCCUUAUUCCUCUUUCACGAGGUGGCUGCUGUGCAGAGGAAGAAAUGGCAUGAAGUAAAUGACUCCAGUAUAAAGCAAUCUGCUUUGCCAAAGUGCCCAGUGAGCAGCACUGUCACUUUAAUAAUUCCAGGUCAAGGGAUUGCUUUCCUCGUUUUCAAUCCUCUCUUUUAAUACAUGGGAGGAUCAGAGGGACAUUAAAGACCGUAAGGCUGGGUGGCUUGCAGAUAAUAAAAAUGAAAGUGACUGGCCAGUGACUUCUGUUGGGUAAGAGGGUGAUAUUUGAAGGCUGUUGUCUGGUGAGGAGGAAAAAGGGACCUUUUCAGUCUGCUGUGUAGUCACCUAAUACAUAGCUAGUGAGAUUCAUUCAAGAAGUGAAAGAAGUUAAAAGAGUCACUUUGGAUUGUUUUUGUCUUCCUCCUUAUUUGGAUUAUUUGGGCAUUUUUGUCCUGCAAAUAAUAUGUUUUUGAGCAUGUACAGGUGGAGUUUUAAGACAGCUGCCUAGAGAUGGACUGUGCCUUAAUUGUAUUACAUAAAAUCUUUUAAUUUUCAAACUUUGCUGCCAGAAGAGGAGUUAUAAUAAGGUUUUAUAUUGCCAAGGAACAUUUUGUCUUGUAUUUUUAUAGAUUCAAAUAUAUUUUAAAGAAAUUGAAAACAUCUCUUAAAAAAAAAAUCAAAAAGCUUCUUUUUUUCCCUUUUUUUUUCUUAUUUGUGGGAAGUAUUGGAAGUCCAGUACAAGAAAACAGCAAGUAUUGAUAGAAAUGAAGAUGGAAGCUGCAUUUCCUAACUGAACUGUAAAAGUGUUUUGCAAUAGAUGAUAGCCAGUUCCUGACCUCGCAAAGUGUUCCAGCAGUACAUCGUUAAUACCUAUAAAUAAGUGCUUGCAGCCAGAUUCAGAAGUAGGAAGAAGAAUGCCAGUCAAGAAGAAAGAUACUGACCGAGCUUUAGUGCUGCUGGAAGAAUACUGUAAAAAACUAAGGAAGCCAGAAGAGCAACAACUGAAAAAAGCCAUCAGAAAGGUGAUGGGCAUCUUUAAGAGCAGCUUGUUUCAAGCACUUCUAGAUAUUCAAGAGUUUUAUGAAGUGACACUGCUAAAUUCCCAGAAAAGCUAUGACCAAUCUCUGCCUAAAGCUCCACUCAAACCUGCUCCAGCCUGGAGCAUCUCCUCCCCUCCUUCUAGCAAGAUAACCUCAGAAACUCUAAGCAGCUCAAUCAGCCCCUCAGUAGAAAAAUAUCGUUAUCAAGAUGAGGACGCUCCACAUGAUCAUACUUUGCCUCGAUUAACCCACGAAGUGAGAGGCCCAGAGCUUGUUCAUGUGUCAGAGAAGAACUUGUCUCAAAUAGAGAAUGUCCAUGGAUAUGUCUUACAGUCGCACAUUUCUCCUUUGAAGGCAAGCCCUGCCCCUAUAAUUGUCAACACAGACACCUUGGACACUAUUCCUUAUGUCAAUGGAACAGAAAUUGAAUAUGAAUUUGAAGAAAUUACUUUGGAGAGAGGGAAUUCUGGCCUGGGGUUCAGUAUUGCUGGAGGAACAGAUAACCCACACAUUGGGGAUGAUCCUGGGAUAUUCAUUACUAAGAUUAUACCAGGAGGAGCUGCAGCAGAGGAUGGAAGACUCAGGGUCAACGAUUGCAUCUUGCGAGUGAAUGAAGUCGACGUGUCAGAAGUCUCUCACAGCAAAGCCGUGGAGGCCCUAAAAGAAGCUGGCUCCAUAGUACGAUUGUAUGUUCGUCGAAGGAGACCUAUUCUGGAGACCGUGGUAGAGAUCAAGUUGUUCAAAGGACCUAAAGGUCUGGGAUUCAGUAUUGCAGGAGGGGUUGGAAACCAACACAUCCCGGGGGACAACAGCAUUUAUGUCACCAAGAUUAUUGACGGAGGAGCUGCGCAAAAAGAUGGGAGGUUGCAGGUUGGAGAUAGACUUCUUAUGGUAAAUAAUUACAGUUUAGAAGAAGUUACUCAUGAAGAGGCAGUAGCGAUACUGAAGAACACAUCAGAUGUAGUGUAUCUGAAAGUUGGAAAGCCCACCACCAUUUACAUGACUGAUCCAUAUGGCCCACCAGAUAUUACUCACUCUUAUUCUCCACCAAUGGAAAAUCAUAUACUCUCUUCUGGAAACAAUGGCACUUUAGAGUACAAGGCAUCCCUGGCCCCUAUCUCACCGGGAAGAUACUCACCCAUUCCAAAGCACAUGCUUGUGGAGGACGACUACACCAGGCCUCCUGAACCUGUUUACAGCACUGUGAACAAACUGUGUGAUAAACCACCUUCUCCUAGGCACUAUUCCCCUGUCGAGUGUGACAAAAGCUUCCUUCUUUCAGCUCCCUAUCCCCACUACCACGUAGGCCUGCUCCCUGACUCUGAGAUCACCAGUCAUUCCCAGCACAGCACUGCAACACGUCCACCCACAGUGAGCUUGCAGCGGACCAUUUCUGUGGAAGGAGAGCCUCGAAAAAUCAUCCUGCACAAGGGCUCCACAGGACUUGGUUUUAACAUUGUGGGAGGAGAAGAUGGGGAAGGCAUUUUCGUGUCUUUCAUCCUAGCAGGCGGGCCUGCCGAUCUCAGCGGAGAACUGCAGCGAGGAGAUCAAAUUUUGUCUGUGAACGGUAUUGAUCUUCGAGGUGCUACCCACGAGCAGGCUGCAGCUGCGCUAAAAGGAGCAGGGCAGACGGUAACAAUCAUAGCACAAUACCAGCCGGAGGAGUACGCUCGGUUUGAGGCAAAAAUCCAUGACCUGCGUGAGCAGAUGAUGAAUCACAGCAUGAGUUCUGGGUCUGGCUCCCUGAGGACUAAUCAGAAGAGGUCCCUGUAUGUCAGAGCCAUGUUUGACUAUGACAAGAGCAAAGACAGUGGCCUCCCAAGCCAAGGACUCAGUUUUAAGUAUGGAGACAUCCUUCACGUCAUCAACGCCUCGGACGAUGAAUGGUGGCAGGCAAGGAGGGUCACUCUGGAGGGAGACAGUGAGGAGAUGGGAGUUAUACCCAGCAAGAGGAGAGUUGAAAGAAAGGAGCGUGCACGUUUGAAGACGGUGAAAUUCAACGCAAAACCUGGUGUAAUUGAUGCAAAAGGGUCAUUCAAUGACAAGCGUAAAAAGAACUUCAUCUUUUCACGAAAAUUCCCAUUCUACAAGAGCAAGGAGCAGAGUGAGCAGGAAACAAGUGAUCCAGAACAACAUGUUUCUUCUAAUGCCAGCGAUAGUGAAAGUAGCUACAGAGGCCAAGAAGACUGCAUCCUUUCUUAUGAACCUGUCACCAGACAGGAAAUUAAUUACACCAGGCCGGUUAUUAUUCUGGGUCCUAUGAAAGAUCGGAUCAACGAUGACUUGAUAUCUGAAUUCCCUGAUAAGUUUGGGUCAUGUGUACCACAUACCACACGGCCAAAGCGUGACUAUGAAGUGGAUGGGAGAGAUUAUCAUUUUGUCAUUUCAAGAGAACAAAUGGAAAAAGAUAUCCAAGAGCACAAAUUUAUAGAAGCUGGGCAGUACAACGAUAAUUUAUAUGGAACUAGUGUCCAGUCUGUGAGAUUCGUGGCAGAAAGGGGCAAGCACUGUAUACUCGAUGUGUCAGGAAAUGCUAUCAAACGACUACAAGUUGCACAACUCUAUCCCAUCGCUAUCUUCAUUAAGCCCAAGUCAUGGGAGCCUCUGAUGGAAAUGAAUAAACGUCUUACAGAGGAGCAAGCGAAGAAAACCUAUGAUCGAGCAAUUAAAUUAGAACAAGAAUUUGGAGAAUAUUUUACAGCUAUUGUCCAAGGAGAUAGCUUAGAAGAUAUAUAUAAUCAAUGCAAACUUGUAAUUGAAGAACAAUCUGGGCCUUUCAUCUGGAUUCCUUCAAAGGAAAAAUUAUAAAUUAGCCACUGCACCUCUGAUUACGACGGGAGAAUAUUUAGAAGAAAACUAUAAUAUACUAUUUGGAGGCUUUCCUGUUUUUGUUGCAUUUAUGUUCUUUGCAGUCAAUGUGAAUUUUGAUGAAUGUACAACACAAAGUGUUUGAAGCCAUGAAGGACACUGAUGGGUCAAAGGGUAGGAACAAAAAGACUUCUACCAUAUAAAGCAAAUCUGUUGUGUGCUCAGAGCACCAGUUGUAGGCAUAAACUUCUGACAUGGAGACCCUCUGUCAAGGGGAGCUAGCCACCUCCUGUGCCCAUGCGGACAUUUUGAUCGAUUUCAAUGGCUGAGCUCAGUGUGUUGAUUGCUUUAAAGAGAAGUUCCCAGCUCUUGAACCUCAUAUAGGGCUUGAUCCUGCAAGGCGCUCAGCACUUGACCCCAAUUCCUACACAAGUAGCCCGUUGACUUGGAGUCACUUGUGAUCCUUCCCUGUGCCGUUCAGUCCCAUCAAUUCCAGUAGCACUAUUCAUGUGCUCAAAGCUAAGCACGGGCUUAAACGUUUUGCUAGAUCAGGGCCACAUGCACCUUGCAAAAUCAAGCUCAGAGUACUUGGUCCACUUCCUACUGAAGUCAUUGGUGGGAUGCUCUUUGACUUGACUGGGAGGUGGAUCCUAUUCUAAGCUUGUCAUUGCACAUUUGUAGUUGGUACACCUCGACUUCGGUAACUAUGCACAUCUUUUGAUUUCUGAAACCAAGUCAAGCAUUUCUUUUCUCCCCUUUGGAAACACUAUUGCAUCAGGAACUAGUAACAAUAUAGUUUAUUUUAAUGGAGUUUGGGGGUGGGAGAGGAUGGAAGCAUUUUACAUCAGACACACAUGCACACAAACACAUUCCCAUGUGGACACACACGUAUGAGGAUUCACAGCACCUAUGUUGACAAGGAGGGAUACAACUGGGAAAAGCUUUAAAAUUUUUGAUUGUCUAUUUUAUCAUUUAUAUUGAUAGAAGGCACUUAAAGAUGGAAUAAUUUAUAAAAAUAAAAAUAUAUUGAUGUAUAGAAAC
Haliaeetus leucocephalus (bald eagle) is the source of this 5226-nucleotide messenger RNA. RefSeq names its product discs, large homolog 2 (Drosophila) (gene DLG2). Gene Ontology annotation, cellular component: neuromuscular junction; postsynaptic density membrane; neuron projection. Gene Ontology annotation, biological process: chemical synaptic transmission. Gene Ontology annotation, molecular function: kinase binding. The record is from RefSeq and is a predicted model, not a curated record. The coding region runs from base 1252 to 4185 and encodes 977 amino acids. The transcript is spliced from 31 exons. NCBI's taxonomy places the organism in Eukaryota, Metazoa, Chordata, Aves, Accipitriformes, Accipitridae.